GCAAUGUUGCGUUCGUCCCCUGAGGCGCCGCCUGGCGAACCCCGGGAGCAGAGGUGCUCGGCCUGGGCGGGGCCUCCUCUCCAUCCGGGUCCUUGAAGCCCGGUUGCCGUGGCCGGUUGCCAUGGACUCCGCAACCCGGAAGCGCGGCAAAGGCCAAGCAGGCUGUGGGGGGUGAGAUGGUGGUGGUGUUGCCAUGUCUCAGGAGGACCCCAGUGAGGCCGCCGCGCGGAAGCUGGGCCUGGAGCUGGCAGAGGACAGCCUCUCUGCAGUGACCUAUGAAUCUGACACAGAAACAAAACUGAAGAAGAAAACUUCUCACAAGCUUCCGAAGUCACCAGAGUCUCCAUAUACCUCUAGCACAUGUCUCCACCCUAGAAAGGCUGGGUUUUUGAAGUCCUUUAGGGCUAUGGAGAGCAAACGCUUUGAAAUCCCCCUGGUUAAAGCAUCCAGGCAGCUGUGGCGAGGCUCUCUGAAACAAGGUGCAUGGGUGGGCCCUUUAAAAUCAGACCUCGACAUCGAUCCUGGGGGGUCCCUUCUCUCCAGCAGCACGCCGGAAUAUCUGAAGGAAGCCUUGGGCAUGAAGAAGCCAAAGCAUGCUCGUUCGGCUAGCAGUGGCUACAUCCCUGGAACGCCAAACUACAAAGAGAAGGAAGAUAUGUAUGAUGAAAUAAUUGAGCUAAAGAAGACGGUACAAACCCAGAAAUGCGAAACGGAUCGGAUGAAAACGAAGCUUCGGCGACUGGAAGAGGAUAACAGCCGAAAGGACAGGCAGAUUGAACAGCUGCUGGAGGCCGCCAAGGGCCCUGAGUUUCCCUGGGCACGGGCAGAGCCGAAGAAUGAAAACAGCAUGAUGAUCAGCGGAUUGAAACAGAAAAUUCUCAGACUGGAGCAGCAGUGCAAGGAGAAAGACAACACUAUUAACAAACUCCAAACAGAUGUGAAGUCCACCAAUGCGGAGGAAAUGAGAAUCGCCUUGCAGGCCUAUUAUGAGGAGAUCCAACGACUCCAAACCCUCCUGGCAAAAUCCAAGACGGUGCAACGAAAAUACUAUAGGCAGCAGGUGAAAGAUUCAGAGGAGGAAGAAAACGCUGGAGGCUCUGAAGGAGAAGAUAGAAAAGGGCGGUGCGGUCAGCAGAAGACUGAAGGAUUGUGGUGCUCAAGAUCUUCUUCCGAGAGCAAACAGCUGAGGGUGCUCAAUGCUGCCAUUCUGCAGUUGUCCAGGAACCUCAAAGAGUUGCAAGAGGAGAAUCACAGCCUGAAAGCACACCUGGACCUCAUCCUGAGCACCUCCCCAGCCUCCAGUAAAGUCAAAAAUUGCACAGAGAGGAGCAGACAGAGGCUGGCUCAGCGGAUUUCAAAACUGGGGAAACGAGCGGAUGAGAAGACCAGGCUGCAGCUUUCAGAGACCAGCGCUUCGCCGUUGCUCACUCCAUCCACUCCUGCGCAACUGGAUCAGCCAACUGCUAAAGAAUCCGACUCCUCGGAAGAAUGCGAGCAUCUCCGCAGGGUGGUGAAGAAGCUGAAAGGCCAAAGGGCAGUCCUUCAGAACCAGCUGGCUGUUAAAGAGGGAGAAAUCCAGAAGCUGACAGAGCAAGUGAAAGAACUGGAGGAAAACCAAGGCUCCAGUUGCCUGGAUUCCACUGCAUCUCCGGAUCAGGGCCAGCAGGAGUCGCGUCCGGGCAGCCAACAAUCCCUUCUCAAUGGCCUACUAAAUUCAAAGGAUUCACAUCUGGGGCCUUCACCACUUGGCUUUGCCAAGCACCACAGGCAUGAGCAAGCAGCUCGGAUAAUCCAGAGGCAAUGGAAAGCCUAUAAAACCAAGAUUGGUGAGGAAGAACUGAAUAAGGUGGCUGUGGUGCUCCAGGCAGCGUUCAGGGGACAUUUAGCUCGGCAGAAACUACUAGCAAGUAAUGCCCAAGGUCGGAAUUCUCCCAGCAUGUCGAACGUUGAGAAUAAGAACCCCGAAGCCUCUUGUGGACCCAGCUCUUCGCAGAUGGCGGCUGACUGCAAAGCAGACGAGGAGGCCGUGAAGCUCCUCCAGUCUGCGUUCAGGGCUCACGUAGCACGCACAGGCCUCGUGGAGAGGCCUCUGGACUUCAGUCCUGAAAGGGAAGAAGUGAGCCCAGCUGCUUCCAACAGAGAGAAGAAGCCAGUUUGGUCAACGUUCAAAUAUGCCCCUUUAGUCUUCACUUUGGGGGCUCCUGCCCCGUCCUCCCAGGACCAGCCCCAGCCCUCUCUCUCGCUGUCUGCAGACGAGGCUCAUUCGGACGACUCGGAUGAUAUCAUCACAGUGUCUCCCGCAGCAGCCAAGAGCAGAUCUCCCUUUGAUUUCCGCAGCGGUACGGCACAUUCUCUCCUGCGCUCCUAGCCCCUGAUGGACAACAGCCUUGCCGCUUUUGUCAGGCAAAGUGGACUAGGCCAGGGCGCAGUGGUGCUGCGCUGAGGAGAGAGCUAAUGAAGGUUAGGACCGGGGUGUGUGUGUGUGUGUGUGGAGAGAAUCCGAGCGGCCAUCCAUCGCCAGUCCCUUUCCCCAGAGUUGGUAUCCAUUGGCAAAUUCCACCCAUAGGAACAUAGGAAGCUGCCAUAUACUGAGUCUGGCCCUUGGUCUAUCUAGCUCAGUAUUGUCUACACAGACUGGCAGCGGCUUCUCCACGGUUGCAGUCAGGAGUCUCUCUCAGCCCUAUCUGGAGAUGCUACCAGGGAGGGAACUGGGAACCUUCUGCAUGCAAGCAGGCAGAUGCUCUUCCCAGAGCGGCCGCAUCCCCUCAGGGGAAUAUCGGACAGUGCUCACGCAUGUAGUCUCCCAUUCAGAUGCAAACUGGGGCAGACCCUGCUUAGCAAAAGGGACCAUUCCUGCUUGCAACCACAAGACCAGCUCUCCUCCUACUCUAAUCCCUGAGGCUUUAGAUGGUGGUAGCAAUAGGACCAACCCAGACUGAAUGACACAGUUGACACUUCUGGGGAGAAUGAGUCUUCCUUCCUUCCUUUUGAGGUAUCCCAUCUGCCACCUUGCAGCUAUUCAGGUUUAUGCUCAACUCUCACACUGCGAGCCCUACUGAGCACAGGAACAGAGGAAGCUGCCAUCUACCGAGUCAGACCGCGGGUCCAUCUAGCUCAGUAUUGUCUACACUGACUGGCAGCAGCAUCUCCAAGGUUGCAGGCAGGAGUCUCUCCCAGCCCUAUCUUGGAGAUGCUGCCAGGGAGGGAACUUGGAACCUUCUGCUCUUCCCAGAGUGGCUCCAUCCCCUGAGGGGAGUAUCUUGCAGUGCUCAUACUUCUAGUCUCCUAUUCAUAUGCAACCAGGGCAGACCCUGCUUAGCUAAGGGGACGAGUCAUGCUGACUACCACAAGACCAGCUCUCCUCUCACUGAGCUGCAGCCCCUUCCCCUCGGGAAUAUCUGGCAGCAUUUGCAGGUUCUCCCCCCCCCCCCCCCGCUCCAUAUGCAAACCUACUUAGCAAAGGGGACAACCAACCCGCUCCUGAAGAUCUAUCCUAAAGAGAGAAAGACACCUUAGGAAGAGCACAAGGGAUGGGAACCAGGGCUCCCUGUAAUUCCAAGCCGUUCUUGACUACAUCUCCCAUCAUCCCCAAGCUGCAAUGGCCUUUUGACUGAGGAUGAUGCGACUGGUAGCCAACGGCAUCUGGGAAAUUCCCGUUUAGAGCAGGCUUUCCUAUCCUUGGGUCUCCAGCUAGUGUUGGACUACAGCUCCCAUCAUCCCCAGCCACAAAGGCUAUGGUGGGGGGGCGUGAUGGGAGUUGUAGUCUCACACCAUCUGGCGACCCAAGGUCAAGAAGCCCUGCCUCGGAGGGAGCGCUAGUGGGCACCCUCCAACCCCUCUUGUAGGGUAAACUAGACUCAGCGUUAGGAAGGGGCGUCUCUUGCCAUUGUAAUUCUGUCUCCAGAAGCUGCCAGUUCUGUGGAAUCAACAUGUUGGUGGGGAAAACCUGCACCAACCAACCGAGUAUCACCUGGGCCUUGAACCCAGGACGAUCACAGCCAGUUGCUUCAAAGCCUGGGCAGGGAAAGGCUGUCUCCAGCAAGAGGGAGUCGACUUGCUGAAGGGCAUUAUAAGAUCAAGAACUUAGGAGCCAGGGUCUGGCUGUUGGCUUUUGUGAUGGAAUAUCAGAUCAACAGGCUCCUGGUUCCUUCUCUUCUGGUGCUCUCCUCAGACAGACUCUCCCUCACUGGAGCCAUUGAUUUAGCUCCAAACUUUUGGUGUGUUAACCAGCCAUAGUUAAUGGGCACCGAGCAUCUUCGGCCCUUCUCAAAGGACUGGUGUUGAGCUUGCUUUAUCUUGAGCGAGUGUGAUGUGGGCCUUCCAAGCUUGCUCUGUUCCUACAUUUCUGCUAGUAAAGGUGCAGGCCCACCGUAUCUCCCUCCGCCCCUCAAGAUAACGCUUUUGACAAGGAGAAGGCAAACCGCUCCUAUCUGUCAUUCUUGGUGACUUGACAAAUGUCCAGAUUGAUUUAUUAACCAGCUCCAGCCAUUACUCAUCUUCGUUCCUGACCUUCUGGAAUGGAAGAUAGAGGGAGACUUUUCACUAUUCAUUGCCCUAUUGACUGGAUGUGCCAUGUUGUAACUGAAUGAUGUUUAUGAAGGAUGAAGAUCGGUGUACCCAUAACCCUCAUAGGAAGCUGCCAUAUACUGAGCCAGACCCCUGGUCCGUCUAGCUCUGUACUGUCUACACUGACUGGCAGCGUCUCUCUGAGGUUCCAUUCCAGGCAGGAGUGUGGAGAUGCUGCCAGGGAGUGAAUCUGUGAUCUCCUGUAUGCAAGCAGGUGCUCUACCUGAGCGAUGGCCCCAUUUUCUGAGGCAGGGAUUCUCAACGUUGGGUCCCCAGAUGUCAUUGGACUUCAACUCCCAUAACCCCCAAGACCAGCGGCCUUUGGUUGGGGAUUAUGGGAGUUGAAGUCACCUGGGGAUUAUGGGAGUUGAAGUCAACAUUGAGAACCCCUGCUCUAAGGCCGCAUUUCCCAACCUGGGUUCCUCCAGAUGUUGCUGAACUACAACUCCCAGCACCCCCAGCUACAAUUUAUUGUAGCACUUGAAUGUAGCCACCCAGUCAAAUGCAAAGCAGGGCAGGCCCUGCUUAGCAAAGGGGAGAAUUCAUGCCCGUGGCCGCAAGACCACCUUUCCCUCCGCCCAGUGGGUAAGUCCUGGGGGAAAAUCGAAGCCCAUCUCUGUUGCGAGCAAUGAAAAAAAGGUGAGUGUGAUGAGACCAAGCCCAAUGACCUCCCUCGAAGUGGCAGGAAAGCAUGAAUCAUUGCCAGUUCCUGGAAGCGCCUCGCCAGGGCAGGCUGGAAGCGAUGCAGUCACUGCCUGCCUUGCGUAAGGGCUGGGCUGGCUUUCUUACAUGCCUUGGCGGUGUGGAUUUGGGGCAGUCGGCCUGAAGGAGAAUGGGAGUGGGUCAAGAGAAGAGCAGGGCAGCUGUCUCCACUGGAAGGGCCCCGCAAUGCCUGUUGCAUCCGCUCGGCUUUGCUGCCUGGCCCCCGGGCUCUCUGUGUGCUCUCAUGAGCACAAAUGCAAGAGGGGAAGCUGUGAGUGUCAUUAGACCUCUUGCGAAUGUCUUGAUGAAGUCGUAAAAGGGAACCGCUGGUUCCAGGAAGGGUCUAAUUAUUCGCCUCUGUCCCAAGAAGAGAUGGCUUCACAGAACUUUGAUUGGGUGCCCUGCUGGUACUGUUGGGGAUGUCCUCCAAUAUAAGCCUUGCAUCUGUUCCAGUUGGGGAGGGGUCAGUUGUCCACCACCUGAAGGAAAUUAUAGUCCAGAAAGAGAACAUUUCCCAACCCCUAGAGCCAGGGCAGACAACCACCUCUCUCCAGAUAUUGUUGAAAGACAACUCCCAUCGUCCCCAACUGCAAUAAAUUGUGGUUGGGGGGGGUGAUGGAAGUUGUAGUUCAACAACAUCUGGAGAGAGAGAGAGAGACAUGGUUGCCCACCCCUGCCCUGGAGCCAAGGGUACGUGUUCUACAAAAGGGCUUGCUGGAACCCUUUGUGGACUGGGCAACUUCCGCUACAAGUGGAGUUUUCACUGAUAUAUGCAUAUAUAUGGUGAGUGUGGGUGUGAAGCCACAGGCACAAUCACUAAAUUAUCUGUGCGAGGAACAUGGAAAUUCAACUCGUCUUUAAGCACAAUCGAUAUUUGUAAAUGCUUAUGUGACUUUUUAAAAAUAAAUAAAUUGAGUUGGAUUUAC
Messenger RNA from Hemicordylus capensis (graceful crag lizard), 6194 nucleotides. It is a transcript of the gene IQCE, whose product is annotated as IQ motif containing E. Lineage: Eukaryota; Metazoa; Chordata; Lepidosauria; Squamata; Cordylidae. Gene Ontology annotation, molecular function: protein binding. The transcript is spliced from 22 exons. Bases 194 to 2368 code for a protein of 724 amino acids. The record is from RefSeq and is a predicted model, not a curated record.